Arabidopsis lyrata subsp. lyrata is the source of this 1012-nucleotide messenger RNA. RefSeq lists its product as uncharacterized. The record is from RefSeq and is a predicted model, not a curated record. Gene Ontology annotation, molecular function: cysteine-type peptidase activity. Gene Ontology annotation, biological process: proteolysis. The coding region runs from base 78 to 1001 and encodes 307 amino acids. NCBI's taxonomy places the organism in Eukaryota, Viridiplantae, Streptophyta, Magnoliopsida, Brassicales, Brassicaceae. The transcript has 3 exons.
CUGCAGUCGAAGCAAUAGCAUUUAAAAUUCCUACGCCGGUUGUACCCAAAAAAGUGAAGAAGCAAAUAAUUGUUGAGAUGGAUGAAGCCCUUCCGGAAGGUUUUAAGGAAACAACAGUCCUCGUGGAGGAUGUUCCUGGACGAGCUGAAGAUUCAGAGGUGGUUAUAGCGGCUGGAAAUGUCCCUAACAACCCCUUGGAGAAGGUUGAUGCUUCCAAAUUAGAGCUCUUAACCAAUGUCCUCCGCGGUCCGAAUGUGAAGCACACUCUUUUCGGGUAUCGCAAAGUGGACAACGAGUUUUUCUCCAUGCUUAUAGCACAAGGACAGUGGGUGGAUAAUAUGGUCUUGGAAAUGCUCGCAAUCUUGAUGUGGCACAAGAACGGUCAACAAAUGAUAGCAAACCGAUGCGUUGUUUUGGACUCCUUCCUGCUUUAUGAGCUUACUAAGCGUGCUGUCAGCUUCAGGAAUUGUAUAAAUAAGCUUGGGUUCAAAUGGGGCGACCGGCUAUACGACAUGGCCAAUGGAAUACACAUACACCGUGAACCUAGUCUUAGGUGGUUCAAGGAUGUCGACGUGGUAUAUGCUCCGAUGAACUGGAAAGGUGAUCAUUGGGUUGGGUUGGCAAUCCACCUCAGAGCCCGGAAUAUAGUUGUCUAUGACGCUCUCAUAGAACACACGCGGGAGUCUGUUGCAUGGUCAAAGAUGCAGCCUAUCUGCGAGAUGAUGCCGUACCUAGUGAGAGCGAUGUGCGCGGAUGUAUUGCCUGAGAAGUACUCAGUUGAACCUUUUGCCUAUGAGAGAAAUGUUAUGGUUGCUCAAAACCCAAGUACAGGAGAUUGCGGACCUUACGCAAUGAAGUUCUUGGAGUUGCUGGCGUUUGGUAACCCAAUGUCAGACUUGGUGAAUAUUCAAGAAGCAGAUAUGGCCGACUACCGUCAGGUGUACGCAACAGAAAUCUACGAGCACGGCAAGCGCGAGUGUGGUAAUCGGCGUUUAUUGUAAUCAUCCCUGGA